Molecule: messenger RNA, 1996 nt
Organism: Sorghum bicolor (sorghum)
Lineage: Eukaryota; Viridiplantae; Streptophyta; Magnoliopsida; Poales; Poaceae
Product: vacuole membrane protein KMS1-like
Exons: 8
Coding region: 304-1614 (436 amino acids)
Source: RefSeq, a predicted model, not a curated record
UUCGUUUACCCCCCAAAAAGACCAACCGGAGCGAGGAGAGCAAAAAGGGGAAGAGAAAAUGAAUUGAAACGAACAGCGCGACCCGCGACGCGAGGGAACUCCCACCGGUCUCGGCGCCUCCGCGGCGGACAGCCUCUCCGAUCUCGAGCGCGGUCCGCUCCGGCUCCUCCCUGCGUCAGCUCGCGAGGCCCUUGGAGCUUCGAGUCAGAUCCGGGCGGGCGCGGCCCAGGGUGGCUCCGGUGCCGUUGAGCCGCGUGAUGUAGGGUUUUCGCGCGCCGCAGAGUGGGACUGGGACUGGGAGCGAUGGGGCGCCGGAAGAUGUCCGCGGCGGCACCGCCGUCUCGGAGCUGGUCCAACGUUGGCGGAAGCGUAAUCCCCGAACUUCGAGCGAAACACAAAAUGGACUUGGAGAAUUUGACGCUGACAAAACAGCCACUCAGAACAUUGCAUUUUUUCCUGUUAGCCAUGUUACGAUACUUGAAAAGAUUAGCAACGUAUAUCCUGAGUAAGGGUGGUUUCUUCUUUCUCCUAAUUGUUCUGUUGGUAGCUUCUGGAAUCUUACUCGCCGUUUCGGAUGGCCAGAAUAAGAAGCAUGUGCAGGAAUUCCUUAAUUAUGCUAAAUUUGUGUUGUGGUGGGCUUCAUUAGGUGUGGCCUCGUCAAUUGGACUAGGUUCUGGUUUGCAUACAUUUGUGCUGUAUCUGGGUCCUCAUAUUGCUCUAUUCACUAUUAAGGCUGUCCAAUGUGGUCGAAUUGAUCUGAAAAUGGCUCCAUAUGACACCAUACAGCUAAAGGUUGGGCCAUCAUGGCUUGACAAGAAAUGUUCAGAAUUUGGACCGCCUGUGUAUCCAGCAUCAGCUCAUUCAGUUAGGAUCCCAGUCUUCGACUUACUACCUCAGAUACAGCUGGAAGCAGUUCUUUGGGGAAUUGGGACUGCGCUUGGCGAGCUCCCCCCUUAUUUUAUAUCACGAGCAGCUCGCUUAUCAGGUAGCAAGUCAAAAGCUGUUAAGGAGCUUGAUGCCGCUACUUCCAAAGAAGAUGGGCCAGUAUCAUCCACUCUUAAUCGAACCAAGCGUUGGCUUCUCUCUCACUCUCAACAUCUCAAUUUCUUCUCUAUCUUGAUACUUGCUUCGGUUCCGAAUCCACUCUUUGACCUUGCUGGUAUUAUGUGUGGGCAAUUUGGUGUGCCUUUCUGGGAGUUCUUUUUUGCUACUUUGAUUGGGAAAGCCAUCAUCAAGACUCAUAUUCAGACACUAUUUAUUGUGUCACUGUGCAACAAUCAGCUCUUGUAUCUUAUUGAAAAGGAGCUAAUCUGGAUAUUUGGUCACAUUCCUGGGUUUUCUGCCACCCUUCCAACUGUGAUUGCCAAACUUCAUGCUGCCAAGGACAAGUAUCUAUCACCACCAGCGCCAGUCUCACCGUCCUCACAAAUGGAGGGGAAACAGUGGAAUCUCUCUUUUACAUUUGUCUGGAACUCUAUAGUGUGGCUUGUGCUUCUGAACUUCUUCAUUAAGAUAAUCACGUCAACGGCACAGGAUUAUCUCAAAAAGCAGCAGGAUAUGGAGAUGGAACUUAUUUCCGAUUCCCCACUCCUGGACCAUUCGAAAACUAACUAGUGGCACAGCUAGUGGUGUUUAUUCACAGCCGCUAGCUGCAAAGAUUCUCCUCUGUAGACUUGACUCCUGGGCUUCUGGCUAGGCCCCUGCAGAUGAUUUCAAGUUCCAACAAUUAGUAUUAGUAGUUAUUCAUCUGUACAGUGAACAAAAUCAUGGGCUUGGUUAACUAGUCAGGUGAUGGCUGCGACCUUUUGUCAUUGAUCCUGUACUGGCAGUUUGUCGAGGAGUCAUUCUGUUUAUUUUUCGGACAUCUACACGGAUGAGCAGUAGGGAUUGUUUAUGGACCACGGUUGGCUUUGCCGAGAUGUAUCACUCAUACCUGUUCCUAUUUAUUUUGGGGACUUGAAAUGCAAUAGAAACCCGGGAGGAUUCAACAAUGAUA